AUGCAUUCAGCACAAGUUCAGUCUUGGACCCAAGGGCCACGGUAUGUCUCGGUUGACAAUCCACCUACACCAUCAGAUAGCCAAGUCCAACUCCGCGUCUUGGCUGCUGGGGUUCACCAAGUAGUUCGCACCCGCGCCUCAGGAGCCCACUACUCAGCCAGGGUGCUUCCUCACACCCUCGGUAUCGACUGUGUCGGCAAAGACGAGUCUACAGGCAAGCUCUACUAUGCCUUUACUAUGAACGGCGGUACGUUUGUAGAACGUAUCAACAUUGAUAAGUCUAACGUCUAUCCGUUAACUGAUCUUGUCGAUCCAAUAUCAUUCGCUGCGAACCUAAAUCCUGCCAUGAGCAGUUGGAUGGCGAUCACUCAUCGUACUACCAACCUACCAAAGGACUUUACUGCAGUCAUCAUUGGUGCGACGAGUGCUAGUGGUCGCUUGGCCGUACAUUCGGCUAAGGCGUUGGGAGCUGGCAAAGUCAUCGGUAUCGCGCGGAACAGCGCGACUUUAGCCGACGUUGACGGCCUCGAUGAUUAUAUCGUGCUCCAAGAUCCUGUAACCGAAACUAACUUUUCCAAAAUCCAUAACGUUGAUGUUAUCUUGGAUUACGUUUAUGGUGACGCGACUGUGCAUCUACUUACAUCGUUGAGCCGGGUCAAGCAGCCGGUACAGUACGUCCAAAUCGGGGGUCUUUCUCAGCAGACUCCCCAAAUCCCUUCCCGUCUCCUCCGGUCCUUCGACUUAACUAUCCGGGGAGCGGGAGCAGGUUCUUGGAGUAUAUCGGCGCUAAUGAAGGAGCUUCACACAAUGGUUCCGACGGUGGCUAGCUGGAAGCUGACCCCCGCUUGGUCUGUGCAGCUCAAGGACAUCGAAGAGACUUGGAAUGACGCAUCGUUGAAGGCCAAGGGUAGAGUAGUCUAUGUGCCCUAG
Molecule: messenger RNA, 930 nt
Organism: Daldinia childiae
Lineage: Eukaryota; Fungi; Ascomycota; Sordariomycetes; Xylariales; Hypoxylaceae
Product: putative alcohol dehydrogenase protein
Exons: 1
Coding region: 1-930 (309 amino acids)
Molecular function (GO): oxidoreductase activity
Source: RefSeq, a predicted model, not a curated record